Molecule: messenger RNA, 1749 nt
Organism: Hansenula ciferrii
Lineage: Eukaryota; Fungi; Ascomycota; Saccharomycetes; Phaffomycetales; Wickerhamomycetaceae
Exons: 1
Coding region: 1-1749 (582 amino acids)
Biological process (GO): oligopeptide transport; transmembrane transport
Cellular component (GO): membrane
Molecular function (GO): dipeptide transmembrane transporter activity
Source: RefSeq, a predicted model, not a curated record
AUGGGGUUUGUUUCAAACAUUAAAAAUAGGAUAAAGCCAACUGAUCAACCUUUGGAAUCUAGUUCAACAGAUGAUGAUAAUAUUCCACAUAAAUUUGAUGAAUUAAAUGAAUAUAAUGAAAAAUAUCCAGAACCUACAACUGAAGAUUAUGCAACUUUACCCAAAAAAAUAGGUCAUGCUCCUUAUAAAGCAUAUUUGAUUUGUCUUAUUGAAUUUGCUGAAAGAGCUUCUUAUUAUGGUAUAAAAGGUCGUUUAAACAAUUUUGUUCAAUUACCUUUACCAACGGGAGGUAAUGGUAGUGGUGCACCUCCAAAAGGUACUCAAAAAAAUGCAGGUGCUUUAGGUCUUGGUUUAAGACCCGCUUCAGCUGUUACUUUAUUAUUAACAUUCUUAGCUUAUUUAACUCCAUUAUAUGGUGGUUAUAUAUCUGAUAAGAAAUAUGGUAGAGUUAAAACCAUUUGGAUUGGUGUUUGGAUUGGUGCUAUUUCUCAUAUUAUUUUAAUUGUUGCAGCUAUCCCAUCAGUUAUUAAAAGUGGUGCUGCUUUGGCUCCAACAAUCAUUUCUAUUUUAACUUUGGCUCUUGGUACUGGAUUUAUCAAACCAAACUUAUUACCGUUAUUAUGUGAUCAAUAUGAACAUAAAAGAGAUGUUGUUAAGACUAAAGAAGAUGGUGAAAGAAUAAUUGAGCUAAGAGAACCAACAAUAUCAAGAUUGACGUUAGUUUUUUAUUGGACAAUCAAUGUGGGUGCAUUUUUAAGUUUAGCUACAUCUUAUUGUGCCAAAUUAGUUGGGUUUUGGUUAGCUUAUUUAAUUCCAUGUAUUAUUUAUUUUAUUAUGGUUCCUGUUUUAUUAAUAUUGGCUCCAAAAUUGAAAAAGGAAACACCAAAUGGAUUAUCAAUUGUGGAAGAAAGUUUUAAAGUUAUUAAAUAUGCAUUGAAAAAUGGAUGGAUUAAAAGAUUAAGAUCUGGUGAAUUUUGGGAAUAUGCUAAACCAUCAAACAUCGUAUCAAGAGGUGAUGUUCAAUCCGUUGAAGCUAUUGAUAAAAGCGGGAGAAAGCAUAUCUCAUGGAAUGAUCAAUUUGUUAAUGAUGUUUGGACCACAGUUGAUGCUUGUAAGAUUUUUUUAUUUUUCAUAAUUUAUAACAUUACAGAUGGUGGUGUUGGUGGUAUUGAAAAUUCACAAGCCAAUUCAUUAACUACAAACGGUGUUCCAAAUGAUUUGAUUAGUAAUUUCAAUCCUUUAACUAUUAUUGUUUUCAUUCCAUUCUUAGAUUAUGUUGUUUAUCCAACUUUAAGAAAAUAUAAUAUUGAAUUCAGACCAGUUUAUAGAAUGUUUACGGGUUUUAUUAUUGCAUCAACUUCUCAAGUUGCAGGUGCAAUUAUUCAAUGGAAAGUUUAUAAAACUUCACCAUGUGGUUAUUAUGCAACAGAUUGUGAUAUCGGUACUGGUGUUUCACCAAUUUCUGUUUGGGUUGAAGUUGUUUUAUACAUUUUAGGUGCAACAUCUGAAUGUUUUGCAAUGACAGCAGCUUAUGAAAUUGCUUAUACAAGAGCACCAGAACAUAUGAAAGGUUUGGUUAUGGCUAUUUUCUUAUUCAUGCAAUCUAUUUCAGCUGCUGUUUCUACAGCUGCUACAUCAGCAUUAAUUGACCCUUAUUUAAUUUGGCCAUUUGUUGCCUGUGCUAUUGCUGGUUUUAUUUCUGCAUCUUUUUUCUUAUAUUCAUAUAAAGAUUUACAUAUUGUUAUGUAA